CCUGCUGAGCAGGGCAGGAGCAGACCAGGGACCCACAGCAUGUGAGAAGCAGGAAGUGUAUGUUGGGGGAUUGGGUAGGACUGGCAGUGAGAAAGGGGGGGAUGCCCAGGCUGGGGGAAUGGUACAGGAAGGGACGGUGUGGGAGAAAGAGAGCACCUGAGUAGAUGGAUGGAUAGAAAUUGCCUGGCAAGAGAAGGUGAAACAGGAACAGACUGAGAACCACAUUGGUAAUGCGGAUGUAUCAGGUACUGUAGUUUAAGAUUAGGGAACUCUUGAGAGGAAAGCACAUCAGUCUGGUGCCUUCACAGCCGGCUCCUCACACCCUUUACAAGGUCUCUGGCCUUAACAGGAUCUGGACUGAUACAGCAAUGGAUGCUUUUGGAGGAGCUCCCCGGUUUCUUGUCUACCCCCGCACGUUCACAGUGCAGAGUGGCACUAACGCUGUACUGAAAUGGCAAGUGGCUGGUGAGCCACGCCCUAGCAUUGCCUGGGAGAAGGAUGGCUCUGCCCUCGACCUGCCAUCAGGCCGGAUCUUUGUGGAGGCUGAGGGGGAUGCGUACAGCCUGCUGGUGUCUAAGGCUGGCCCAUCAGACAGUGGACGCUACGUAUGCAAAGCUAAGAACAGUGUGGGUGAAACCUAUGCAGCUGCUACUCUCAAAGUGGAGGGGGCCGAACUGAGACCCAAAGGAGAUCUGGAUUCUCAGCCUCCCAUCUUCUUGAACAGGCCCGUCUCUGCCCGGGUGGCCCGUGGAGAGGAUAUCACCUUUGCCUGCAGGGUUGCAGGGCAGCUUGAGUGGGAAAAGGAUGGACGCAAACUGUCAGACAUUUUCGAGAGCAGCCACUACAAGGUGCUCACAGAACCUGGUGACUGGCACUCUUUGCAUAUUUACAACACCCGCCCCCCAGAUGCAGGUGUCUAUGUAUGCCGGGCACAGAACAACUUUGGAGAGACCACGGCUGCAGCUGUCCUCCUGGUAGAUUCUGUGGCAUGCAUCUCCCAAGAUGAACUUUUUCAAGACGCCCUCCCAAAUGGCCAUUUGAAGAAGCUGCCAGAGUCGCAAGAUACCAAGGGGCAGCGGCAUCACUCUGGGCAAAAUGUGCCACCAGAAGCCAGGCAAAAUGGAGAAGUCCCUCCCAACCUACCUUCUACAAAGGCAUUUACUGUCAAUGAAGGGAAGCAUGCCAAGUUCCGCUGUUAUGUGACUGGCAAGCCUAAGCCAGAGAUUGUCUGGCAGAAGGAUGGGAAAGUGUUGUCUCCGGGAAGGAGACACCUGCUCUACGAAGACCGAGAGGGUUACUUUAUCCUCAGGGUGCUUUAUUGCACCGCCCAGGACGGUGGGCUGUAUGUGUGUACAGCCUGCAACACAGCUGGCCAGACACUCAGUGCCGUGAGACUCCAUGUGAAAGAACCACGGCUACGGUUCCAGGCACCUUUGGUGAAUGUGGAAGUGAUGGAACGCCAGGAUGCAAUAUUAGAGUGCCAAGUGCCUCUCGAGACCAUCCCGACAGUGUGGUACCUUGAAGACAAGCGCCUGCAUCCCAGCCCUAAAUACCUAAUGGAGGAGCAUGGUCUGUUGCGGCGACUGACAGUCCGGGAUGCCCGGGCUGAUGACGAUGGUAUCUAUUUAUGUGAGAUGGAGGGCAAGGGCCGCAGCAUUGGGGAGCUCUCAGUGCAAGGUCUGAUAGUGAAACGGUUACCACGGAAGCUAGAUGUCAUGGAAGGGGAGAAUGCUGCCUUUUAUGUAGAAACACGAGAACCUGUGGAGGCACCAAGUUGGGGACGUAACGGGCAGGAACUGGUAGAAACAUCUCACACCCUCAUCAGAAGCUUUGGUAAAAUCCACCUUCUGGUACUGGUGCAUGUGUCACGGCACGAUGCUGGAGUCAUCACUUUCACAGCAGGCGAAUCACAAACGUCAGCACAACUCCGUGUCAAAUGUGCCAAGAGAGUCCCACCAAGUGCACCUGUGGCAGCAAAGAUGUGCACAUCACACAGCAAUGCUGCACUUCUGUCUUGGUGCCCACCGCCAGACGCGCACCGCAGUCCACCAAGCAGCUACAUCCUUGAGAGGCAGGCUGUGGGAGAGGCUGACUGGGUGCCUUGUCUUACCACAGAUGUUGCCAGCACGGUUGAAGUUCCGGGUGAUGGCAUGCCACAGGAGGCUGACUACCGCUUCCGUGUGUGCGCUGCCAAUCAGUAUGGAUGCAGUGAGCAUGUGGAAUUCCCGGGGUUUGUGCACCUUGUCCCCAGGGCCCGCAUACAGAGAGGACUGCAAGAUGCCACAGUUCAUGUUGGUGAGGAUGCCACUUUCUCAGUUCAGCUUUCAGCCACAACAUGUGGCUACUGGUUCUUCAAUGGGAAAAGGCUAGAGAAAAAGGAGGGGAGUCAGCAGUAUCAGAUCACACACAGUGGAGUGGACCAUGCCUUGCAGAUCCGGUGUGCCCAGCUACCUGCAGAUGGGUCCGAGGUGCGAUUUGAGGCCAGUGGUGUGAAGGAAUGUGCAGUAUUGCAUGUUCAAGCCCCACAGGUACGCAUUACCCCGGUGCCUGAGGCCAGGCGACUUCGAUCUGUGGCGGCUGGGAUGCCCUUGGUUCUAGAAUGUGAAGUGUCUGUACCGGACGCCCCUGUCUUCUGGUUCAAAGAAGGGACUCCUGUGGCUGUGGGGGACAGCGCUCUUGUGGUCCAGACUGAAGGCUGCAUCCGCAGACUGCUGAUUCCCGCAGUCUGCUCCUUGGACUCUGGAACGUAUACAUGCGAUGCGGGUGACGAUGCCAUCACUUUCAGCGUGGUUGUGGAUGAACCUCCUGUGAAAGUUGUACGUUCCAAUGCUGAGGAGGCCCACGUCUACCAGGUCGCACAACAUGUGGUGCUGUUCUGUGAACUGUCCUCCCCUAAUGCUCCUGCGCGCUGGUAUAAGGAUGGGGAGGAAGUGGAAGAAAGAGACGGCCUCCUGCUGGAGAGCGAGGGGCCUCACUGCCGGCUGGUCAUACCUGCAGCUCAGGUGCAACACACAGGGGAAUUUGUGUGUGACGUCGGUAAAGAUUCUGUCUCCUUCAACAUCACAAUCACAGAGCCUCCCGUAAGGGUUGUACGUUCCAAUGCUGAAGAGGCUCACACCUACCAGGUUUCAGAUCGUGUGGUCCUGUCCUGUGAACUGUCCUGUCCUGAUACAUCUGUGCACUGGUAUAAGAAUGGAGUCGAGGUAGAAGAAAGUAAUGGCUUGCUACUAAAGAAGGAGGGUGAACACUGCCAGCUGGUCAUUGCCUCUGCCCAAGUGAAUGAUACUGGAAAAUUUGUGUGUGACGCAGAUGGUGACUCUGUCAUCUUCAACAUCACUGUCACAGAACCUCCUGUGCAAGUUGUAUGCUCCAACGCGGAUGAAGCCCACAUCUAUCAGACCUCCGAACGUGUGACAUUGGCAUGUGAGCUGUCUCGCCCUUAUGCUUCUGUGCGCUGGUAUAAAGAUGGGGAAGAGGUGGAGGAAAGUGAAGAUCUUCUGCUGCAGAGUGAAGGGUCUCACCACCGGCUGAUAAUUGCCUCAGCCCGGGUGCAAGACACAGGAGAGUUUGUAUGCGAUGCGGGUGGUGACUCCGUCUUUUUCAAUAUUAACAUUAAAGAGCCUCCGAUAAGGAUUCUACACUCCAGUGCGGAAGAGGCCCAUGUGUAUCAGGUGGCAGACCGUGUGGUGCUCUCUUGUGAGCUGUCUCGCCCCGAUGCUCCUGUGUGCUGGUACAAGGAUGGGGAAGAGGUGGAAGAAAGCGAGAGCCUCUUGUUGGAGAGUGAGGGGCCACACUGUAGGCUGAUCAUCCCUUCAGCUCAGGUGCAGGAUUCUGGGGAGUUUGUGUGUGACGCCGGUGGUGAUUCUGCUUUCUUCAACAUCACUGUCACAGAACCACCGGUACAGAUAGUGCACUCCAAUGCAGACAUGGCUCACACUUACCAGACCUCAGAUCGUGUGGUUCUGUUCUGCGUCGUGUCCUGCCCCAGUGCUCCUGUCCGCUGGUACAAGGAUGGCGAGGAAGUGGAAGACGGUGAAGGCUUGUUAUUAGAGAGUGACGGCCCUCACCGACGGCUCAUCCUUUCCUCAGCAUGUGUGCAAGACACAGGGGAGUUUGUCUGUGACAGUGGCAGUGACUCUGCCUUCUUUACAGUGACUAUUGCAGCUCCCAAGGUGCACAUCACCCCAAUGUCAGAGUCCCAAUGUCUCCAGAAGAUCUUGACUGGGAUGCCUCUCCUCCUUGAGUGUGAGGUUUCUGCUCCUGAUGCUCCUGUCCAUUGGCUCAAGGAUGGACAGACUCUUGUCUUGGAUGAUAACAACCUCACUGUCCAAUCAGAAGGCUGCAUUCGGAGGCUCUUGAUCCAUUCAGCUUGCCCUCUGGACUCUGGGAUAUAUACAUGCAAUGCAAUUGAUGACAAUGUCAACUUUACUGUGACAGUGGAUGAGCCCCCUGUUCGAGUGGUGUCCUCUAAUGCAGAUGCCCCUCAUAUCUAUCAAGUCUCAGAGCGUGUGGUGAUGGCUUGUGAGUUGUCCUGCAUGGAUGCUGCUGUGUGCUGGUACAAGGAUGGGGAAGAAGUGGAGGAAAAUGAUGGUCUUCUGCUGGAGAAUGAAGGGCCUCAUCGCCGUCUCAUUAUUGUUGCUGCCCAGGCUCAAGACACAGGGGAGUUUGUGUGUGACACUGGUGCCGACUCUAUCUUUUUCAAUAUCACCAUCAAAGAACCCCCAGUACAGAUUUUACACCCUGUGGAACGUUCAUUGGAAAGGCAUGUGUGGGCAUUUGAACGCUUGGAGCUGAGCUGUGAGGUAUCCAUCCCUGAUGCCACAGUACGCUGGUUCAAAGAUGGCCUGGAGGUAGAUGAGACACCCAACCUUUUGCUUCAGACGGAUGGUGCUCAUCAUCACCUGGUUAUCCUGCAAACAAGUGCUGAAGAUGCAGGUGAAUACAUCUGUGAGACCAAAGAUGAAUCUGUUUCCUUUGAUGUCAUGGUUUCAGACCCCCCAGUGCGAAUUGUGGGGCGUGAUGAGCUGCAAACACACUACCGCUGCCUGGUUUCAGAGGAUCUGGUGCUAUCAGUGACGCUGUCCUGCCCUCAAGGAGAGGUGAAGUGGUACAAAGAUGGGGAGAAGCUGCAGGACACAGAGCGUGUGCGGCUGGAGCAGGAGGGGACACACCAUUCACUGGUGAUUCGGGGAGCAAAACGCAGUGAUGCUGGGGAAUAUCUGUGUGACAGUGGCGAUGACAGCCUCAUCUUCAAUGUCACGGUAGAGGAACCUCCCAUCUCCAUUGUGGGAAACACAGGGGUGCCUGAACACCACUCCGUGGCAGCAGGAGAAGCUCUAGUAUUGGCUUACAAGGUGUCUUCCCCUAGUGCUGUUGUGCAUUGGCUGCGAAACGGCGAGGAGUUAGUGUCCAGCAAGCAUGUUCGCAUUGAAGCUCAUGGAAGACACCGAAAACUCACCAUUCUUGGGGCCAAACCAGGAGAUUCAGGCUCCUAUUUAUGUGAUGCAGGCACUGACCGGAUGGUGUUCACAGCAGAAGUAGCAGCACCCCCUGUGCAUAUUGUGAAUAAAGCAGAAGCUCAGGUGCCUGUGGAGGUCCAGGAAGGAGAGAACAUGACACUGGUUGCUCGACUUUCCCAAGAGAAGGCUUCUGUCCAGUGGCUGAAAGACAUGCGGCCACUUUACCCUGGGCCACAUGUGGUCAUGAGCAGUGAUGGGCUAUUGCGUAGCCUAACCAUCAGGCAAGCUGAGCCAGGUGAUAGUGGCACCUUUACCUGCAAUACUGGAGAUGAUGAGGUGCAUUUCACAACAUAUGUGCGAGAGGCCCCAGUUCUGUUUGUACCCAAACCAGAGUAUCCAGAGAAGGUCUUGGUCCUGGAGGGGGGCAGUGCUGUGCUCUCAGCUAUUGUCUCCAAGGAAGCAGCUGUGGUGAGCUGGGAAGGACCUCGUGGCACUCUGGGGGCAGGCGAGCACUGCCAGUUGCGUCAGGACGGCCGAGUACACAGCCUCCUGUUGAGCAAUGUGGGCAAGGCUGAUGCUGGCGAGUACAUAUGCCACUCUCCUCAUGACCAACUGCAUUUUGAGCUUAGUGUCAAAGAACUGCCAGUUAAGUUUGUUCGAGGACUCUCAGACGUUUCAGCACUGGAAGGAGAGACAGUGCUGUUCUGGUGUGAGCUGUGCAAAACCAAAGGUGAUGUUGUGUGGCUGAAGGAUGGAAAGGAACUGGAGCCCAACGAACGCCUGGAGAUCCGAGCAGAGGGGCGGGAGCGUUCCUUGACCCUGCACCAUGUGGUGCCUGAGGAUGCUGGUGAAUACUCGUGUGAAAGCAACGAUGACCGCACCCUGGCGAUCCUUACAGUUCAGAUUCCAAGGUUGGUGGAAAUCAUUUCUGAGCUGCAUAACUUAACAGUGCUAGAAGGUGAUGAUGCUACCUUCAAAGUCGUGGUGUCUCCAGAAGAUGUGGCCCUGGAGUGGCAGCUAAAUGGCCAAGAAGUUGUGCCCAAUGAACGUUUGACCACAACCAGGAAUGGGCUGUGCCAUAUCCUCACAAUACGACAGUGUAGGCUGAGUGACACUGGCAUAGUCACCAUCUAUGCAGAAGGCCUCAUGAGCUCAGCCAGGCUCAGUGUGCAAGAAGCUCAGGUGCUGUUUGUGCACACUCUGCAUGACUUGGUGGCCGAGGAAGGUCAGGAUGUGCGCUUGGAAGUGGAACUGAGCCUGGAGAGUGCUGAGGUGCAGUGGAUGAAACAAGGCAUCCUGCUGCAACCAAACACCAAAUACUCAAUGGAGGCGCAUGGGUCCCAACGUACUCUCACCAUCUACAGUGUUGAGCUUGUGGACCGAGGCAUCUACCGAUGUGAAAGCCUUCAUGACCGCACCCAAGCCAAGCUAAGUGUGGAACCCCGAAAAGUGAUGGUGAAGAAACCACUCUUGGAUGUGGAGACCUUUGAAAAGGAGACAGUAACAUUUGAGCUGGAACUCUCACAUCCCAAUGUGUCUGGGGUCUGGACACGGGAUGGCAUCCGUGUGAAGCCAAGUUCUAUCUGCCGAGUGAGCAACACAGGUUGCAUACACAGCCUGACCCUGCUGGGCCUGACCCUAGAUGACUCAGGAACUGUGGCCUUCACUGCUGACACUGUGCGGAGCAGUGCCCGCCUUACUGUCCGAGAGCCACCAGUUACUAUGCUGCGCCUUCCCCAGGAUAUGGGCAUCCCUGAGACUGGGUCAGCCACCUUUGAAUGCGAGCUGUCCCGGCCCAUGGCUGAAGUGAAGUGGUACAAGGAUGGAAAGGAGAUGCAACCGGGGCCAAGUUGCCGCAUGUAUUCAGUGGGACGCCGACGCCUCCUGCAACUCAGCCACUGCGGCCUUGAAGAUGCGGGCGAGUACAUGUGUGAUGCUGGUGACUGCCGGGCCUCUGCCAGACUGCGAGUCUUUGAACGGCAGGUGCAGAUUUUGCGGGACCUGGAGGAUGUGCGUGUGCGGGAGAACGAGAAUGCUGUUUUUAUGUGUGAGGUGUCCCUUGAGGAGGUGAAAGGUGAAUGGUUCCGAGAUGGAGAGAGAAUCAGAGUUACCAGCACUGUGAAAAUACGUCAGGAAGGAGCCCGGCAUUUCCUGCUGUUGUGCUGUGUCCAUCCAGAAGAUGCAGGCCAGAUCCGUUUUGUGGCAAAAGCAGCUGUUUCUGAAGCUCGCCUGGACGUGGAGGCAUUACCCAUUCGUAUCGUGAAACCGCUGCGGGACAAGACUGUACUGGCACAGCACAAAGCCACACUGGAAUGCACAGUUUCUCAGUCUCGUGGGCGUGUACGCUGGUUUCGUGGUGACACAGAGAUCUUUGCUGGCCCCAAGUAUGAGAUCUGCAACUUGGACUGUUACCGAACCCUCAUCAUCCACUGCGUUGAGCCAGCAGAUGAGGGGCUGUACACCUGUGAUGCACUGGAUGAUCGCUCCACAGCUCGCCUGCUUGUGGAGGCUGAGGGGAUCCAGGUGGUCCGUGCUCUGAGAAACGUGGACGUAGUGGCUCCCUCCGAGGCUCAGUUUGAGUGCGAGAUAUCGGCUCCUCCAGCAUUCAGUCCUCAGUGGAGUCUCAAUGGAGACGAACUACAGCCUGGUUCACAAGUGAAAAUGGAGAGUGUGGGACAUGUCCAUAGACUGAGGCUGUGCCAGACAACUCCUGGCAUGAGUGGGAUGGUGAAAGUCACCGUUGGCAACGCACGCUCCAAAGCCCACCUGACAGUCCGAGGCUGCUAGUAUCCAGGAAGGCACAGAAUAAAAUAAACAGAAUGGCCAGGAUCACCGGGGGGAAAGUGGACACUGCAUGUGGGAACAGGCAGGAGAAUGACCACACAAGAAGGACAAUUCAUCUCCCUCUUCUGCAUGACCAGGGAAGCAGGUUUUGCUCUAUUUCAUGCUCUCGACUUGUGCUUUUUUAAAAAAAAUUAAACUCUAAUGUUAUUCAGUAA
Molecule: messenger RNA, 8458 nt
Organism: Pogona vitticeps (central bearded dragon)
Lineage: Eukaryota; Metazoa; Chordata; Lepidosauria; Squamata; Agamidae
Gene: OBSL1
Product: obscurin like cytoskeletal adaptor 1
Molecular function (GO): protein binding
Source: RefSeq, a predicted model, not a curated record